AUGCCCGUAUCAGUCGAGUGCCAGAAAACGGAAGAUCUAGCGUCGGUACAGCAAGAUCAGUUGGAACCUACCCGAGGGGCAAGAGCCAGUGUAAAACGAUCAUGUCCCGAUAUUGACACCGGCGACGACGCGUCUGUGGAUCGUAUGGAUACGAGUUCUGACCAGGCGUAUCGUAACGCAGACGGAACUGAGGCAGAUGUUGAAGGACAAUGUGGCCAGGAAGAACUCGGAGAGCAACCGGCCAAACGUCGUCGAGCUGACGGCUCUACGCUAUGCAAUACGACGGACGUCGUUUGCAGUGCCGACAAACAGAGCAAAACACAGAAAGCUGCUCUGAAGGACAGAAUGUCUUUGAUGCCUGUCGAUGUUAUCUUCGAGAUAUGCCUCUGCGUGUAUCCAGGCGAUAUGCUUAGCCUGUGCCGUACAAACAAGAGUUUGCGAGAUGCUCUACUGUCUCGUUCGAGCAUCACUGUUUGGAAGAGCGCGAGGCAGAAUGUCGAACCAUCGCCCAUCGAAAGUCCGCCUAUCGGCGUUUCUGAGCCUCUGUGGGCCUCGUUGGCGUUCGACCACUUCUGUUUUGAAUGUGGAAGAUCCGAAGACACGAAACCUUAUUGGGCGUUCAAGCGCCGGCUCUGCUCUGGCUGUGAGAAGAAAUUCCUGGUCACGGCGACCGACUAUAAGCUUGCACACCGAUAUAUUGACGACACCGCCUUUGAAUUAUCACCAUCGAUGGAAGUGGUCGGCGCUUACGAGAUCGUAAGGAUCAAGUACUGGCGUCCAGACGUGGACGACACCGUCCAACUCGUCUCGCGAUAUGCAGACGCCAUUGUAGUAGGAAAGAGGGGUUCUGAGCGUGUACUGCAGCAGUUCCUGAGAGAAAGACGAAAGUCCGUGAGACCGCUUGGCGAGAUGACUAGGCGUAUGCAGGAAUGGUAUAUCGCAUACCAGGCAAAUCAGGAAGAGGUGAUGAAGAAGAGAUGCGAAGCUAUCAAGAACCUCAUGACCGAAGAAGGCUUUUCUUCUAUAGACAUGAACACCCCACAAUUCCACAAUCUAGCCGAUGUCGAAUUGAGGAGACCUUUAACUGACGACGAAUGGGUCGAUAUCCGUCCGAGGCUUGUGGUUUACCUUACGGAAGCUAGAAAGGCUCGCCUAAUUCUAGAGGAAGAACAACGCAUGGACCGAGCCCGCAGCAUCACAGAAGCCAAACCAGCAUAUGAACGCACGUACCUCCUUUUGUUCCGGCCAUCCGAGUGGUAUUACUUGCCUUCGGCCGAAGUCUUUGUUCAGACUUCAGAUUUCGUCAACCUUCUUGCGAAAAACGCAAAGGCAAGGGUGCACGGACAUAGCUGGUUCCUUUCUGAUGCAGUGGCAAGAUGGGUCGAGCACAAACGCGGCCUGCACAAUGCAAUGCUUCCGGAUGAGUGCCGGCGCCGAGCAACCAUUAGAGAGAUGAACCCCUCACCUAUCUCCCGAUACGAUGGAUUCGGACAUCUUCGUCCUUGGCAAGAUGUUAGCGGUAUGGAUCGGUUCUUGGGUUCUCUGACGCUCGCGAUUGCAGUGUUCAAGACUAAGGAAGGAGGACGGGUCUUGAUUGCGCAAGACGCGUGUCACGCGUGGAAAGAGGAUAUCACUCUUGAGUUCUCCUCGCGUGGGUCGGCGGCUGGGAAGAAGAUGUGUGAGAUUUUGAAUGUGUCGUUGGAUACGAGGGCUAUCACGAUGGAUAAGCUGGACAAACGAUUCGUUUGUUUAAGCUGCCACAACGCGAACGGUGGUUCCUGGAGUGGAGUCAAGGCUCAUACAUGGAGGACUGGGGUCGAGCAUUCCGCGUCUACGGCUGAUGUAGUAGACCAUGGUACUCCUCGUUGGCGGCUGCUCGAUUCGGGAGAGAUGGAGGCUGUCAAACGGAGGGAACAACCGAUCGCGUCUUCGGACCUUGCCAAGACUGCACACUGGUAUUGUCAGUACUGCAACCAGGGGCCCGUGUCUUCAGUAUGCACGACUACGGAACGUUCUUUGUCAGAUAUAGCAUGGACGUACGAUGAAUUGCUGAGACACCUGGACGAAAGACACGAAAUCUCGGAUGCUAUCCUUGGGGAGGACUUCGUCUUUUUCCCAACGAUGCCUGGCACGCCCUUGUUGAGAGCACCCUUCGAAAUUGUCGACUUCGCCCCGGCAGAAAUACCCACGGGCGAGUUUUAA
Molecule: messenger RNA, 2202 nt
Organism: Stereum hirsutum FP-91666 SS1
Lineage: Eukaryota; Fungi; Basidiomycota; Agaricomycetes; Russulales; Stereaceae
Exons: 11
Coding region: 1-2202 (733 amino acids)
Source: RefSeq, a predicted model, not a curated record